Molecule: messenger RNA, 1983 nt
Organism: Chaetura pelagica (chimney swift)
Lineage: Eukaryota; Metazoa; Chordata; Aves; Apodiformes; Apodidae
Gene: PTCD3
Product: pentatricopeptide repeat domain 3
Exons: 23
Coding region: 1-1983 (660 amino acids)
Biological process (GO): mitochondrial translation
Cellular component (GO): mitochondrion
Molecular function (GO): protein binding; rRNA binding; ribosomal small subunit binding
Source: RefSeq, a predicted model, not a curated record
AUGAUAAAUUCAAAGCUCUGGUUGGUUUACAGGUGCUCUUCUAGUAGUACAGCUCUUGGGAAGACUCUGGACAAUUCAGAAGUUACUCAGGAAGAAAUUGUGCUCCCACGCAAGAAAACCUGGGACAAGCUGGCAGUUCUUCAGACAUUGGCUUCUACUGUGAAGAGGGACCCAACUGCAGCUCAUUAUAUGUUCUAUGAUGACCCUUACCUUAUGCCAAGAAAUGCAGCCAAUUCUCGUCUGUUUGCAUUGGCGAAGGAGUCUGGAAGAAAUGCUGCAAAAUACAUUGUGAAGCAGUUUCCUCAGUAUUUUGACAAGACUUUAGCAGAGCCCAAUGUAGCAUGCUUGAUGCCUGAGAUUCUGACACCUCAGAUUGAAGGAGUGAGUGAGGAAGCUCUAAAAGAGCGUAUCUACCUCAGAAGGGUGAAGGAGUCAGUGGAUCUAUUUGAUCAGCUUGUACAAGCAGGUACCCCUGUAUCUCUGGAGACCACAAACAGCCUGCUAGAUCUGUUAUGCUUCUAUGGAGAUGGAGAAUCUUCUCUGGAAGAAGAGAAAGAGCAAAAAGAGGAUUUGGAAGAACCAGGGGUGAAUGCUUCUGAGCAGAAGGCUCCAAGGAGACAAUUCCAAAGAGGUUCACAGUCCUUCAGCUCUAGAUGGAGGGAGAACAACAAUGCUGAGAGGAUAUUCAAGAUAAUGCCAGAGAGGAAUGCACACUCCUAUUGCACAAUGAUCCGUGGGAUGGUGAAGCAUGGGGUUGCUGCUAAAGCUUACGAUGUGUAUAUAGACCUGCUGAAUGAAAGACACAAGGCUGAUGUUCACACCUUCAACAUGCUGAUUACAGCAGUCCCAUUUCUAAAGGACAGGUUCUUAGAAAGAUGGGAAUUAGCCAAGGUCUUCCUGAAUCACAUGGUUCAACAGGAGGUGCAACCAAAUCUGCUAACUUUUAAUGCUGUACUGAAGACCCUGAGAAGAUGUGGUGGUGUAGGCAGAAGUAUGUCUCCAUUGGUAAUAAAGGAAAUGGAAGCACUUGGUAUAGAACCUAGCCUUGCAACCUAUGAUCAUCUUCUCACGAUAUUUUAUCGAGGUGGUGAACUUAGCCCAUCAGGCAUCAUGUCUGAGGUGUUAGAUGAUGUUGAAAAGAGGAGCUUCACUCCCCAGGACCCUGACGAUGCCAACUUCUUUGCCACUGCUAUGCAAGUGUGCUGUGACCUGAAGGACAUCAAGCUCGCCUAUCAGUUAAACAGGGCAAUGGAGAAGGGAGACAACUGGAAGUUCUUGGACAUGGAUCGGUUAAAUGCCUACUGGUCGAAAUUCUUUUCCUUGCUGUGUAUGAUGGAACAGAUCGAUGUGGUGUUGAAAUGGUACAAAGAAAUGUCCGCUUCGCUCUUCUAUCCAUCUCCUAAAAAUAUAUUGGACCUCCUUCAAGCACUGGAUGCAGCCAACCACUUGGAAGUGAUCCCUUCGGUCUGGGAAGAUAUGAAACAGUUGGGGUUUAACAGGAGACAGGACCUGUUGGAAGAGGUGUUGUCUUUGAUGAGCAGGGAGCAGCACCCUGAGGAGAUUCAGCUGGCAUUUGCCAAGUGUGCUGAAGACAUCAAAGCUGUUCACGAGCAAACAGGGAGGGAGCAGGUCCCCUUGGAAUGGACAGGAAGUGCCCUGGGCCAUGUUGCUGUGUUAUUUUCCAGGGCUGGGAGAACCCAGGAUGCUUGGAACAUGAUGGAGUGUUUCCAGCAAAUAAAUAGGAUUCCCACUGACCAGGUGAUGGAUGAGUUCUUGACCUGUGCUAAACAAACCAGCUGCCCGGAUGAAGCAAUUAAGCUGGUCAAGCUGGCAACGUCCCUUGGCCUCCCUGCAGCUCAGAGGCUUAAGAGCAGAACAGAGAAAGAAUUUGAACUUUCUGAAAAGCAGAAGGAAACAUUGGAGAGUAUCAGGCCAGACAGCGAUAGCGACAGUGACAGCGACAGUGACAGUGACCGUGAGUAG